This is a messenger RNA of Coregonus clupeaformis (lake whitefish), 2594 nucleotides long. RefSeq names its product nectin cell adhesion molecule 1b (gene nectin1b). Bases 881 to 2380 code for a protein of 499 amino acids. The record is from RefSeq and is a predicted model, not a curated record. Gene Ontology annotation, biological process: heterophilic cell-cell adhesion; homophilic cell-cell adhesion; protein localization to cell junction. Gene Ontology annotation, cellular component: adherens junction. Lineage: Eukaryota; Metazoa; Chordata; Actinopteri; Salmoniformes; Salmonidae. The transcript is spliced from 6 exons.
GAUUCGGAUCUGUGCUCGGAGCUUGUCAGCUAGGCUACAUUAUGCCAGUUCAGGUUGUGGCGUCUUUGUAUGGAAAUCCGCAUAGCUGGAUUGCAGGCUGUUUUAUGAAAAUAUACCUAGUAUUUGUCGAAUAAACUACCGGAUACAAAUCUGCUCUAUCUACUGAGUCCACGGAGGGAGAAAAAAACUAUACAUCUCCUGAUUCAAUUGCCCGGAGAAAGAGGGAACUUCGGCUAUUGUUUUGUUCUAAAAAAGUAAAGAAGACCAUUGCAGAUCUGUCUGUUGGAUAUCAUCUGCAUUCUAAGGACACUAAUAAUUCAGAAGAACUAUCCAUUGGGUUUCCUGGAACUUGCCAUUGAGGCAUCGAGCACCUCCCGCCCCCUCGCAUCAAUUCCGAAAUACUGGAGGCUUUGGCAACAGCAGUGGCGACCUGCAGCAUUGGAUGAGAUACGGGAUUCAAGGAAGACUGGGGAUAGCCUGCUUCCUGACUUGGCCACAAUAGAAACCUGUUUUGGACGAUUUCUAUUGCCCCCCACCGUUCACCUAACUCGGUUAGAUAAGAACGCAUCAACUCGUUUGUUCGGUUGUGCGUUAAAAAAAAAGUGCCUUGGAUAUCUUCGUGAGAUCUACUCAUCAAUCUACUGUACGGACAACGAUUCGCGGUGCGUAGUUCAGAAGCCGUUGGAAUAACUACAGGGAAGUCACGAAUUGAUGCUUUCCGCGUCGGCUCGCAUUCAUUCAUUAGUUUGAAAGUAGUUCCACAUCGACAUCGGUUCUCAAGGUAUUCCUAACAUACCUGGUCUAAAUCAUUUGGAGGGAGUUGAUCCAAUCCACUAAGGGGAAGCUGUCGCAGAAGUUCCGGGGGGUGAGUUGAAGCGCCAUGGCGAUGUUGGCGAGCGUUUGGAUAGUCCUCCUGGCUGUCAACAUAGAAGCUGGAGAUGGACAGAGUGUCCAGAUGGACUCCAUUAAGUCAGGCUUCGUGGGUUCCCAGGUGGAGCUGCGUUGUAUCUUCGUUAACUCCAACCCCCCGGUCAAGAUCUCUCAGGUCACAUGGCAGAAGUUCCUGAACGGCACCAAACAGAACGUGGCCAUCGCCAACCCCUCGCUGGGGGUGUCCGUGCUCCCGCCCUUCAAGGAGAGGGUAACCUUCAAGCAGCCGGCGGUCCGUCACCGCACCCCGUCUCUGGAGGAUACCACCAUCAUGUUCUCCAACCUGAGGCUAUCUGAUGAGGCCGCAUACAUUUGCGAGUACACCACUUUCCCUGCUGGGAACCGAGAGAACAUGGUCAACCUCACUGUGUUUGCGCGACCUCAGAAUCAUAUGACCUUGACCACGCCCACCAUCGUGGCCCGCCCCCAGAAGCGGAAGAUGACCGUGGCAACCUGCCUCUCGGCGAAUGGAAAGCCUCAGAGCGUGAUCAAGUGGGACACGAGGCUGAAGGGCGAAGCCACGUUCCAAGAGACGCAGAAUGCCAACGGCACGGUGACCGUUAGGAGCAACUACGUGGUCGUGCCGAGCAGGGAGACACACAGACAGAAACUCACCUGCAUCGUAACCUACCGCGACGAGAGGAUGACUGACAGCAUCGUGCUCAACGUGCAGUAUGAACCGGAGGUGAAGAUUGAGGGCUUCGAUGGUAACUGGUACCUGAACCGUCAGGACGUCAGCCUCACCUGCAACGCUGACGCUAACCCUCCUGUCACCGUCUACCAGUGGAAAGUGGUGAAUGGAUCUCUUCCCAGCACCGUGGAGAUUCGUAACAACUCUCUGAUCUUCAAGGGGGCGGUGACCUAUGAGCUAGCAGGGACCUACGUGUGUGAUGCCACCAAUGGGAUCGGGACUCGUACUGGCCUGGUCCAGGUUAACGUCACUGAAUUCCCUACCAACCCGCCACCUGGGGACCGUGAGAUCCCGCAGGAGCAGCACAAUGCGGGAGCCGCCAUCGGGGGCGCCGUGGGCGGGGUCGUCCUGUUAGCUGCUGCCGCCACCCUGCUCUUCGUGUUCCUGCGCCGCCGCCAGCGCACCUUCAAGGGCGACUACAGCACCAAGAAACACGUGUUUGGGAACGGCUACAGCAAGGCCGGGGGCCUGUCUGCUCACCCUCCCAUCCCCAAUAACCUGCAGUACCCAGACGACUCGGAGGACGAGAAGAAGCCUGCCCAGAUCGCUGUGACCGGAGGGUUCCAGGCAAGCCAGUGUGAUUUUGACAGAGACGCGGAGGACUUGAAGAGGUCCUAUUUCACGGUGGACGAAGGAGAGAGCCGAGAUUACGACAAACAGACUCUGGCUUUCCAGUACGACCCCGAGCCGGAGAUAGCCGACGAUAUGGUGUCCCAAACCGAUGGCUCUGUAAUUUCAAAGAAAGAGUGGUAUGUGUAGGGGCAUGCAACAAACAACCAAACCAAACCAACCUCCCGUCCCACCCCUCUACCAUCCCACCACCACCACUACCACCCCCUCACCUCCAUUAACCAACCUCCCGUCCCGUCCCUCUACCAUCCCACCACCACCACCCCCACCCCCUCACCUCCAUUAACCAACCUCCCGUCCCGUCCCUCUACCAUCCCACCACCACCACUACCACCCCCUCACC